This is a messenger RNA of Austrofundulus limnaeus, 1325 nucleotides long. RefSeq names its product LITAF domain containing (gene litafd). The coding region runs from base 39 to 500 and encodes 153 amino acids. Gene Ontology annotation, cellular component: cytoplasmic side of late endosome membrane; cytoplasmic side of lysosomal membrane; nucleus. NCBI's taxonomy places the organism in Eukaryota, Metazoa, Chordata, Actinopteri, Cyprinodontiformes, Rivulidae. Gene Ontology annotation, molecular function: zinc ion binding. The transcript has 5 exons. The record is from RefSeq and is a predicted model, not a curated record.
GACCUCUGCAGACACACCACAACACAGCGCCAAGCACUAUGAGUGCACCAGGGACAACCAACCCCCCUCCCUACCUCAUCCCAGAAACUCAGGGGACUGACGGAGUGAAGGUUUACCACGUGCACACCCCGUUCACGCCUCCCCCCUCACAGCAAGUCGCCACUGCUCAGGAGAAGCCAGUGUUCACCAGUGGAGGGGGAGGUGUAGGCUCGGAACGCCUCCCUGGGGAGUCCAAAAAGAACUAUGUGAGCUACGARGUGGGGCUGGGACGUAACCCUGGCAUGACCACCUGCAGCAGCUGCAACCAGCAGGUCAUGACUAAUGUCACCUAUAAGGCAGGGACGUACGCCUGGCUCAUGUGCUUACUCUUCAUCUGCUGCGGGUUAUUCUUGUGCUGCUGCCUGAUUCCAUUCUUCCUCGACAGCUUCAAAGAUGCGUACCACACGUGUCCACGCUGCAAUAAAGUCCUGCACGUCGAGAAGAAGCAGUGCUGCAAAUAACGAACAGGAGGAACUAAAAUGGACCCAUAAAAAUAAUAUUUUAAGAAAAACACACAACAUCCUGUCAGCUUUCUCAGCCGUUGGGUGACUUGAUGAAGAACGGGCUGCCGUGCCAGAUUCUGAUGCUGCUGAUGCUUAUUUUUAUGGACCGACCAUUGUUUUAAUCAGACACUGAACGACUUCCUCGCUGCGUCUGCUUCUUUUAGCCACCGUGCUGGGGGGGUGAUUGUGUUGUCAGAGGUUUUAAAAAAAAAAAAACCUUGUGCUGAAAAAUGUCUCAACCUCUGGUUCACACACACUCCAUGCACCUUUUUUUUWAAUCUGUUACAACAUUCAUAAUUUUUUUCGAACAUUAAAAUGAAGGCUUGUACAUAGAUUUUAUCUAGUAGUUUAUGUUUAAAAGGGUUUUAAAAUCUAAACGGAUCCACUUGCUUUUUGAAAGGACUGUCCAUCUUUUAAAUGCAUGUCUUUUAUGAUACAAACCAGCUAAAUAUCUAUAUUUUAUAAAAGUAUUUACUUUGCUGUGAUGUGUAUAUACAAAUAUACACGUUGCACAGUACAAAAUACAUGAAAAUAAAGCUUUAGAGUUAGAAACAAAUGUUUUUAAAUAAGGCCAUUUGGAUAAUCAACCUUUUCAUUUUGAUGUAGGGUGGAUAAACAACAUUACUUCUACAUAUAUAGCACAAGAGUUGUCGCAUAUGAAUGUAAAUAAGAAUUUCAUUUAUGUUCUUUUCAUCUUUACAUCCAAACAGGAGUGUCUGAAAUAUUAUAUUCAUUUAAAACAGUAUAAGGGACAGUGCAAAAAUAAAGACACAUUGAAAUAAA